Molecule: messenger RNA, 953 nt
Organism: Strongylus vulgaris
Lineage: Eukaryota; Metazoa; Nematoda; Chromadorea; Rhabditida; Strongylidae
Source: the annotation of a GenBank genome assembly
AUGUUUAUAUCUAUAUCAUCUGAUGAUGAUGGGCAUCUUGAAAAGGAGCAUGUUGCACGUAUGAAUUGGAAUCCCAUGCAAGAAGUUGCUAGAUUGCUCAGAUACCAUGCAGAUCAGGGCGACAUUCAAACGUGUGCGACAAUCGCUCUCGUUUGCGGUCGCCGACUUUCUGACGUUAUAGACGAUUUCACUGUUGAAGCUUGGCAAGAUAGCUAUAUGAACAUGCUGGAUCAAUUAGAACUUCACACUGCAAUUGCUGGCGUUAAGAAGUAUUCAUGGAUCAAAAGAGUGAAUCAAAGGUCACUUGAGGGUACUCAUUUUCGACUUUCACAUCGCGGUUGCACUGGGCAGACGCUCAAAUGUCGGUGCAUCAAAUGCUAUACUGUUUGCGGUGGAACCUGUUCCGUUUGUGAUGGAACGCUAUUACACAUGAGUUGGUUCUGUCGGAAGUGCCAUCAUGCCGCUCAUCCACAUCACAUACUUGAAUGGUUCACGACGGAACGGUUAUGUCCUGUUGGGGAUUGCAUGUGCGAAUGCGGAACAAAUAUUGUCCAAACUCCACAGGAGAAAAAGGCAAUUUCUGCAAAUAAUCAAGCACAUCGCGAAGCACUUCGAAUACGAAGUGAAAAUUGCUAUCUACCUUCAACGUCAACUAGUUUGCCUUACGAAAGCUCAUCGGAUAGUGAUGAUGAUUUAGACGACAUUCCAGGACACAACGGCGAUCAUUCCGUACCUCAAACUGCUUUUGACUUUGUAAACGAUAUCUUACAGUCUCAAACGCCCGAGUAUCUUGAAAGUGUUGAGACACCCGCAUGGAGAAGUAAUCUGACCUUACCCAUGGAAAAAGAUUUCUUAGAGGUGGGCACAUUGAACAAUUUUUUUUCGGAGAGGAGUUUUUUUGAUGACGAAAGUGAAAAAAAAGUUUUUAAAAAGAAAAAAAGCUUACACUGAUA